UUGUUUCUAACGGAAGAUUUUGAAUGUGACACAAAACACUACAUGCCACUUAUUAUACAAUUUAUGUUCAAAUGGAAACCCAAAAGAAAAUACCCGUUCCCGUAUUUACAGAGGUUAACAGGGAUGUGUUUCUACGAAAUAUAUAUCCAGCGCGUAAACCGGCCGUGCUAAGAGGCGUGUGUCUGGGUCCCUGUGUGGACAAGUGGACCGUGGACUAUCUUGCCCAGAAAGGAGGCGCCAAAGAAGUGAAAAUCCACGUCUCCAGUGUGCCGCAGAUGAACUUUCUUCAAAAGAACUUUGUGUACAGGACUCUUCCAUUCGAUGAGUUUGUGAAGAGGACCUCUGAGGAGAAACACGCCGACUUCUUCUUGUGCGAGCACGAGAGCUAUUACCUUCGUUCCCUUGGAGAAGAUGUCCGAAAGGAACCUGCUGAUUUGUGCAAGCAGUUCCCUGAGCUCGCAGAGGACUUUCACAUCCCGGAUUUCUUUGAGCCCGAUCAGUUCUUCUCCAGCGUGUUCCGGAUCAGCUCCUGCCGUCUACAGCUUUGGACGCACUACGACGUGAUGGAUAACCUUCUGGCUCAGGUGACGGGGAGGAAGCGAGUGGUCCUUUACAGUCCCCAGGAUGCAUUGCACCUAUACUUGACAGGUGACAAAUCUGAGGUCCUGGAGAUUGACUCACCGGACAUGAACUCGUAUCCAGAGUUUGUGAAGGCAGCGAGAUACGAGUGCGUGCUGGAGCCGGGAGAUCUGCUCUUUAUUCCCGCCCUGUGGUUCCACAACACCCUGGCGCUACAGUUCGGCGUGGGUGUCAACGUGUUCUGGCGCCAGCUACCUGCCGACAGCUACGACAAAAAGGACGCGUACGGCAACAAAGACCCCGUUGCCGCCAGCCGAGCCCUCCAAGGCCUGGAGAGGGCGCUGCGCUGUCUCGACGAACUGCCAACCGACUACCGAGACUUUUACGGUCGCCGCAUGAUUCAGCGAAUCCAGGACCGAACGUUCUCUGAGUGUCAAUGAAACUGACAGGUGGCCUCAAAUGGAUUUUGACCUUGACAAAGUGGGAUUGAGACUUUGGUAGUGUUGAAGGCUAAAAAAAUGUUUCUGUGGCAGGUUUUUGUUUUCUUCCCCACAACAAAGAACGAACUCUGGGAUUCACCCAAAAUGCCUUCAAGCCCAAAUGAGCGACUUCCUGUUCCAUUUCUGAAUUGGCUCUUUUGAGACAUUUUGUCCUGUUAUAACAAAUAUGUCCACAAAAGUUUCCAGAAAACGGUAAUACUGGUGAUCUUAUUUGUAAUGUUCCAUGAAGAUGUCACUGAGGCAGUUUUAAGGUGCUAAACUUAUGGUGGAGGUUUUAGGCGCGUGCUGUGCGGCUAAAUUAUCUUUGGAAUACGGUAUCACUAAAUGUGAUUUCAAUGUGAAUAAAAAUAAAAAGCAGCAAUGAAA
This is a messenger RNA of Syngnathoides biaculeatus (alligator pipefish), 1445 nucleotides long. RefSeq names its product tRNA-yW synthesizing protein 5 (gene tyw5). Gene Ontology annotation, molecular function: 2-oxoglutarate-dependent dioxygenase activity; tRNA binding. Bases 72 to 1019 code for a protein of 315 amino acids. Gene Ontology annotation, biological process: wybutosine biosynthetic process. The transcript has 8 exons. NCBI's taxonomy places the organism in Eukaryota, Metazoa, Chordata, Actinopteri, Syngnathiformes, Syngnathidae. The record is from RefSeq and is a predicted model, not a curated record.